AUGUUGGUCAUCGCGGAUUCUUUAGAAGACUGUUUAAUGUUUAUAUUACACCUUAUCGCAUUUCCAACAGAAACGAUGAAUCGACACAUCAGUAUCGGCUCUGAGACUUCUGCUGGUGCUUCUGCCACGCGGCCAAUCAGCCAUGCCACCGUUUCAAUCUUGUUCAUGGACAAAGUGCUUUCUCAUCGUAGCCACGGUAUCUGUGCGGAUCACAACAUCUACGCAGAUCUACACCUGUUCUGGCAAGCUUUAAAUGUCCCUUGUUUGAUCCUUGCCAUCCCAGCCAUUUUACUUUUGUUCCAGCUGACGAUUGCAGUUGCCCUGAUCGAACAUAUGGAGAGGAGUAUGCCAGCGGUGAAAUCGAACAAUGGGAUCAUUUGCCUUGCUGUGUAA
Molecule: messenger RNA, 393 nt
Organism: Haemonchus placei
Lineage: Eukaryota; Metazoa; Nematoda; Chromadorea; Rhabditida; Trichostrongylidae
Source: the annotation of a GenBank genome assembly